ACAAAUACAAAAUCAAAGACUUCAGGCUCUGUAGGUAUCGGUUUCUGAACAGCUUGUAAAAGAUACAGAGAAGAACACCCACAUAGACAGGACUCGAUCUGCUCCAUUACCGCCUCGAUCAUCUCUGCAACAGAGGGUUUGUUUUUUGUGUUCCCAGAUAUUGAUACAUGCGAAAACAGAGUUUAGUUGGAUGAUAAUGGCUGCUCCAACAUCUGCGAAACAAAAUGUGUAUGAUUUUGAUGAUGAUGAUGAUGAUAUGCCCAUAGUUUUCAAAAGAGGUAGCAACUCAACUUCUAAGCAAAAUCAAUUGAACCCAGAAAUGAAGAAACCUUCAUCAUCAUCACAGAACUCCAAUGGACAAAGUUCAAAUGUCCAAAAGGGUAAAAACUCUGUUCCAUCUUCUAAGGCAUCACCAGUAAAAUCUCCAAUAGGAAGUCCUAAACCAUCAACUUCAUCUGUGAAGGCAUCUUCUAUGAAGUCACCAGUGGCAAAUUCAAAAGCAUCAAACUCUUUAGAUGAACAGUUGAAACAGGCAUCCAAACAUAGUGCAUCUAAUGUUGCUAAGAAGGAUAUCAAUUCUGUUAAACAUAAAAUUGAACCAGAUAGUGCUGAUGAUGAUUCUGAGGAUGGUUUACCAUUGAGUUCUAGACUUAAGGGAACCAAUAAAAGUGGACCAAAUGUUCUCAAAGAUGAAGAUUCAGAUGAUGAUCAAGUCCCUUUAUCUCAGAAGUUCACACUAAAAGCCAAUGCAGGGGCAUCGGGCAGUAAACCAAACAAUUUCAGUGAAAAGAAAUCUUUGGCUUCAAACAUUCAAGAGAAUGGUUCCACUGCAAAGGACAAGCAACAGAAAAUAGUUCAGCUACCUACUAAGAGACCUAUAGAUAAGGCUAAUUUAUCAGAUCAGUCUUCUGCUAAAAAGCCUAAGCUUUCCAGUGCAUCUACAAUGGCGAAAAUUAAGCAAGUAACUGUCAAGGCAGAACAGAAGGCAAUUGAUGAUGACAAUGUUCCGCUCAAUCAGAGAAAAAAUUUAGGCUCAGAGAAUAAAUCAUCAUCUGUCAAGCAAAAGGCAUUAAAAGUUGCUUCUUCUUCAUUCAAGAAGACAAAUAAGAAGAAUAAGAAACAAAUGAAAAAUGCAAAAUAUAGUAAGUCAACAAAAGUGCAACCUAGCUCCACAGAUGGGCAGAGAAAAUGGACUACCUUGGUUCAUAAUGGUGUCAUUUUUCCGCCUCCAUACCAGCCUCAUGGGAUUAAGAUUCUCUACAAGGGGCAGCCAGUUGAUUUGACUCCUGAACAAGAGGAGGUUGCAACAAUGUUUGCUGUGAUGAAAGAUACAGAUUAUAUGCUAAAACAAAAAUUUCUUGAGAACUUCUGGAAUGAUUGGCGAAAAUUAUUGGGGAAGAACCAUGUGAUACAGAAGUUGGAGGACUGUGAUUUCACCCCAAUUUAUGAAUGGCAUCAGCGGGAAAAGGAGAAGAAAAAACAAAUGAGUACAGAAGAGAAAAAGGCCUUGAAAGAAGAGAAAUUGCGGCAAGAGGAGAAGUACAUGUGGGCUAUAGUUGAUGGUGUCAAAGAGAAGGUUGGAAAUUUCAGAGUUGAACCACCUGGGCUGUUUCGAGGCCGGGGAGAGCAUCCAAAGAUGGGUAAGCUGAAAAGCCGUAUCCGGCCAAGUGACAUUACCAUAAAUAUUGGAAAGGAUGCCUCAAUUCCAGAAUGCCCUAUCCCUGGUGAAAGUUGGAAAGAAGUGAAGCAUGAUAAUACUGUUACAUGGCUGGCUUUCUGGAAUGAUCCAAUCAAUCCGAAAGAAUUCAAAUAUGUUUUUCUGGCAGCUAGCAGUUCCUUGAAGGGGCAAAGUGACAAGGAGAAAUAUGAGAAGGCAAGAAAGCUGAAGGACUACAUAGACAACAUCAGAGCAGCUUAUCAGAAGGACUUUAAGAGUAAAGAUAUUGCAAAGAAGCAAAUAGCAGUUGCUACUUAUCUUAUUGAUAAGCUAGCUCUUAGGGCGGGUAAUGAGAAGGAUGAUGAUGAAGCUGAUACUGUUGGUUGUUGUACAUUAAAAGUAGCAAAUGUAGAGUGUAUUCCUGGAAGUUUUAAUUUGAAGUUUGACUUCCUCGGUAAAGAUUCGAUUCGAUACGAAAACACUGUUGAGGUUAAGCCUGAGGUGUACGAUGCAAUUGGAACUUUCCAAAAGGGGAAAAAGCAAACUGAUGAUCUUUUUGACAAGCUGGACACAACUAAACUGAAUGCUCACCUGAAGGAACUGAUGCCUGGCCUUACUGCAAAAGUUUUUCGUACAUAUAAUGCAUCAAUCACAUUGGAUGAAAAGUUGUAUGAGGAAACAGACGAUGGGGAUGUUGCAGAAAAAGUUGUCAUCUAUCAACGAGCAAACAAGGAGGUUGCAAUCAUUUGUAAUCACCAGCGUACUAUUUCAAAAUCUCAUAGUGCGCAAAUGUCAAAGUUGACUGAGAAAAUUGAGGAACUCAAGGGAACUCUAAAAGAGCUAAAAACUGAUUUGGACAGGGCCAAGAAGGGGAAGCCUCCAUUAAAGGAUGCAGCAGGAAAGCAAAAGAGGAACCUGAGUCCUGAAGCCAUAGAGAAAAAGAUCGCAUCAACCAAUCAAAGGAUUGAGAAAAUGGAAUUGGCCAUGAAGACUAAAGAGGAUCUGAAAACUGUGGCCUUAGGCACGUCCAAAAUCAAUUACCUUGAUCCUAGGAUCACAGUAGCAUGGUGCAAACGACAUGAAGUUCCCAUUGAAAAGAUAUUCAACAAAUCGCUUUUGGCAAAGUUUGCUUGGGCAAUGGAUGUGGAUCCCCAAUUCAGAUUCUGAGCUUCAUUCUUCUCUGGUGGAGUAAUGAAGUAACUUCACUCGCUCUCCCCCACCUCCUUUCUCAAACGCCAAAAAAGGGGUUAAAAAAAGUACAAUUCCUCUUCUUUUAAUCUCCAUCAUCACAAUUUAUUUAACAUUUUUUUUCCUCCUGUUCAAGCGGAAAUUAAUGUUGUAUGUUCAGUCUAAUCUAAUUAUGGGGCGAUUUGCCCCCCCUUCUUCA
Manihot esculenta (cassava) is the source of this 3044-nucleotide messenger RNA. Its product is annotated as DNA topoisomerase 1 alpha. Gene Ontology annotation, molecular function: DNA binding; DNA topoisomerase type I (single strand cut, ATP-independent) activity. Gene Ontology annotation, cellular component: chromosome; nucleolus. Gene Ontology annotation, biological process: DNA replication; chromosome segregation; DNA topological change. The coding region runs from base 191 to 2824 and encodes 877 amino acids. The transcript is spliced from 16 exons. The record is from RefSeq and is a predicted model, not a curated record. Lineage: Eukaryota; Viridiplantae; Streptophyta; Magnoliopsida; Malpighiales; Euphorbiaceae.